Prunus armeniaca (apricot) is the source of this 555-nucleotide messenger RNA. Lineage: Eukaryota; Viridiplantae; Streptophyta; Magnoliopsida; Rosales; Rosaceae. The record is from the annotation of a GenBank genome assembly.
AUGCACUUUGUGAAGCAGUUGGCCGAAAUACCUGUUCCCAAUAGUGUAACUGAAGCACUAGAAGACUCAAAAUGGAAAGAAGCCAUGAAUGACGAAAUGCGAGCUCUCCAGAAGAAUGGCACAUGGGAACUCGUGCCAUUACCUCAUGGAAAGAAGACAGUGGGAUACAGGUGGAUUUAUACUGUGAAACUCAAAGCAUAUAGAUCCAUUGAAAGAUAUAAAGCUAGAUUGGUGGCGAAAGGAUACACACAAAGAUAUGGGAUAGACUACCAACAGACUUUUGCCCCAGUCGCCAAGAUUAAAACUAUUAGAGUUCUUCUGUCUCUAGCAGUAAAUCUCGAUUGGCCAUUACAUCAGUUUGAUGUAAAAAAUGCAUUCUUACAUGGAGACUUGGAAGAAGAAGUAUAUAUGGACUUGCCACCAGGAUGUAACUUAGCUCGCGACAAGGAGAAUCAAGUUUGUAAGCUCAGAAACUCAUUAUAUGGGUUAAAGCAAUCCCCCAGGGCAUGGUUUGACAAAUUCACUGAAUCCAUGAAGAAUUUUGGAUAUAUAUAG